Cannabis sativa is the source of this 1685-nucleotide messenger RNA. RefSeq lists its product as uncharacterized. The transcript is spliced from 3 exons. The record is from RefSeq and is a predicted model, not a curated record. NCBI's taxonomy places the organism in Eukaryota, Viridiplantae, Streptophyta, Magnoliopsida, Rosales, Cannabaceae. The coding region runs from base 177 to 389 and encodes 70 amino acids.
UGAACAAACCAUUCCCUAUUAUGACAUGAGAUAAACUGAAAGAAAAGGUUUGCUGGUUUAUUUGAAGCAUUUGGAAUUGGGAGAACUCAGAAGAACAGAGAACUGAACUACCAAUUCAGCAAAUCAGAUACUUAAUCAUCUGAGUUAACCGCUCUUCGGUUCGCAGUGGCACCACCAUGUCCCGCUCUAGAAAUAUGAUUGUGGCUGCUGGUUUAGUGGCAUUUGCAAGUGCAGGCUUGGCAUUUCCCUUUUAUAUGGCGUCAGCCAAGACCCCGGUUAUUGACCCAACAAAGCCAUUGUCACCACAGGCAACAUUCCGAGGGCCUUAUAUAAACACCGGUUCUCGCGACGUUGGACCUGAUCAUCAGACAUACACAAAAAAAUCAUAAGAAGGUAUCGCAGGCGCUGUUGCUUAGCAUUUCUUAUUCGAAAUCGUUUAACUUUUCGAUGAGGGAACACAAAGGAAUGUUUUUCUGUUAAGCACAAUGUGAAGAGAUAGAUGUAAUAAUUGCCUUAUAACUGAAGUCUUAUGCACUCAGUUAAACAUAUAACCUAAGGGAAUGAAUAGGUUGAAUACAAGCUAUUUUGACUAUUUGUUGAGCCUUUAUUUGAAAUUUCCGUACAUUUGUUUUAUUGUAAAGUUGAAUUGAAAUUACAUUUUCUGUUAUGAAACUAACAAUUUGUUCGAAAACCUCGAAAAGAUUCAAUCUUUAGAACUUGUAACAAGAAUUAAUUACUUACAUAGUAAAUAGUUACUUCACAAUUAUCUAAUGUUAGAGCAGAAAGGAGUUUGUUUGCCUGACUUUAAUUGUCCCCUAAAUUAAAAUCCAUAGAUCAGAAACAAAGUUUUCUAAAGAAUUUCCCAUGGGGUUGUUAAAUAACCAAAAAUCUUAUUCAAUUAAUUGGGUUUCAAUUUCAAACACAUGUGUCAAUUUAAUCCAAUAAGGAAACAAAAGAACAAAGUUCAAACCUAAUUUAAGAAACAGCCAAGUACAAACCUUUCAAACAAAGAACAAUUUUUUUCAUUGCAAAUGGAACCAAAUCCACAAAUUACAAAAAAGGGAUAAUUAUAAAAAAGCAAAAACUACAUAAACCACUAACCAUACUACCUAAUAAGAACAAAAAAAAUAAAAAUAAAAACUUUACAUAACGUAAACCCUAAAUCGAAAUAAAGAUUUCAACCAGAUCUAAGAGCUGGUAAACUUAGUAACAGCCUUGGUACCCUCAGAGACGGCGUGCUUAGCAAGCUCACCGGGAAGAACAAGCCGAACGGCGGUCUGAAUCUCCCGAGAAGUGAUGGUUGGCUUCUUGUUGUAGCGAGCGAGCUUAGAGGCUUCUUGAGCGAGUUUCUCAAAGAUAUCGUUGAUGAAACUGUUCAUGAUUCCCAUAGCUUUGCUGGAGAUUCCAAUAUCUGGAUGAACUUGUUUGAGAACCUUGAAGAUGUAGAUCUUGUAAGUCUCCACACUCUUCUUCGUUCUCUUUUUCUUCUUGUCAGUUCCAGAAGCGUCCUUGGGCAAUUUCUUCUCGGCCCGUGGCUUCUUCUCUGCCGGAGCCUUCUCGGCCUUCUUGUCCUCCACUGGUUUCUUCUCUGCUGGCUUCUUCUCGGCCUUGGGUGCCAUUGGUACGAUCUCUUACUGAAGAUUUGAAAUGGAAAAUGUGAAAUGUGAAUUGAGAGAGUGAUUGUU